This is a messenger RNA of Diorhabda carinulata, 2569 nucleotides long. Its product is annotated as venom serine carboxypeptidase-like. Gene Ontology annotation, molecular function: serine-type carboxypeptidase activity. The record is from RefSeq and is a predicted model, not a curated record. Gene Ontology annotation, biological process: proteolysis. Bases 17 to 1435 code for a protein of 472 amino acids. The transcript has 2 exons. NCBI's taxonomy places the organism in Eukaryota, Metazoa, Arthropoda, Insecta, Coleoptera, Chrysomelidae.
CAAACUACGAAGUGAAAUGACACUAAAAUUCUUGUUAGUAUUUUUUGGAUUGAUAAUUUUGUAUUCAGAAGCGAAGCUGAAACAAAAAUUUCAAGCGAAGAGAAAGUUAUUCCAGAAUGUUUAUGGAAAAAUGGAUGGUAAUAUCAGAGACGGUGAUGCUGGUGAUCCACUCAUACUAACGGAUUUGAUAAACGAAGGAAAAAUUGAUGAAGCGCGACACGCCGCCGCAGUAACAUCUGACAUAUUUUUAGGAAUUGAAAGUUAUUCUGGUUACCUCAGGGUUGAUGAUACCUAUAACUCUAUUUUAUUCUUUUGGUUUUUACCAUCGCAAUCUAAUGCCAAAUUAGAUCCUCUAGUAAUGUGGCUUCAAGGUGGACCUGGAGCUAGUUCCAUGUAUGGGCUUUUCAACGAAAAUGGACCGUUUGUGAUUGGGGAGAAUGGAAGUUUGAUACUAAGAGAAACUCACUGGGGUGAAACCAAUUCACUAUUAUAUUUUGACCAACCGGCUGGAACUGGAUUCAGUAAAACUAAUAAUGGAUAUGCACAAAAUCAAACGAAAGUCGGGGAUGAUUUAUAUACAGCGCUCAUUCAAUUCUUCAAACUUUUUCCAAAUUUACGGGAAACUGAUUUCUUUAUAACUGGAGAGUCUUAUGGCGGAAAAUAUAUACCUGCUAUUGGACACAAAAUUUUCAGAAGUAAUCCAACUGCAGAUCUGAAAAUCAACUUGAAGGGACUAGCUAUUGGUAAUGGUUGGUGUGUACCAGAAUAUCAGUUGAGGUAUUCGGAGUAUGUGCAUCAACAUGGGCUUAUAGAUUUAUCUGUUAAAAACGCCAUGAACGAUAUGGAGGAAAAAGCCAUUCAACUGAUUCAACAAGAAGAGUAUGGUGCUGCUCUAGCUGUUAUGGAGGAAGACUUUGGUUCAUUAUUUUCAUUAUUUGGACAAGCAGCUUCGUAUAUCGAUCCCUAUAACUACCUUAAAGUAUCACUUACUGACAACGAAGCGAAUUUAAACAACUUUUUGAGUAGAGAAGACGUACGUAGAGCUAUUCAUGUCGGAAAUAAUGAAUUUACCGAUGAUUCUAAUGUGUAUACAAAUCUUGAAGAUGAUAUUCCAAAAUCCAUAGCAAAUCUCCUCAUCGAUCUUAUCAAUAACUAUCGAGUUGUAUUGUACAACGGUCAACUCGACAUUGUUGUAGCCUAUCCAAUGAUGAUUACAUAUCUGCAAAAUUUGAAUUUUGAUGCUGUAGAAGAGUAUAAAAAUGCGGAAAGAAAAGUUUGGUAUUCCGAUAACAAUGAUAUCAUGGGUUAUACCAAAACUGCUGGAAACUUGACGGAAAUUCUAGUGAGAAAUGCGGGACAUAUGGUACCUUCAGAUCAACCAGAAGUGGCAUUGAAACUCAUCAAUCAAUUAGUGAGGAAUAUACCCUUCAACUAAAAUUAGUGUUUAAUGACUGCACAGACAGAUAUAUAAUCAUCAUAAUUCGAAUUUGGGCGGGCAAAAUUGAUUUUUCCGAGUCCCAUCAUGUACAAUUCAUGAAAAUAAUAGAUGCAACAAGUAUAGACGAAUAUGUACGUGACCAAAUAAAUAUUUGUCUUCUAAUAGCUUUAAUUGGUCUCUGUCAAUAACAUAGAAUAAAAAAAAUAUGAAAAAUGUUUGAGAAAACAGAAUUAAUAAUAAAAAUCGAAAUCACAUCGCUUCGAAAUUAACUAUUUCCUCCUUCUAUCCAUUAAUGGAUGUUUGCCACAACUUCUAACCAUUUCAUUCUGGUGGUAUUAAUUAAUUUUCCUGUGGUUCUUAUUCCUCUCCAAUUUUCUACAUUUUCGAACCAAAACACCCUUUUUAGGUCCAAUCCCUUUCAUUCCUCUAGCUUUUCCUCCAUCAAGAAUUGAAGGAAAUGGUACGUUCUCUUCCUAUUCUCCUCAGAAUUUCUUUCUUGCCCUCCAUGGAAGACUUAAAAUUCUUCGGUAGAUCCACAUCUCAAAUGCCUCCAAUUCGUUCAUAGUGUUAACUUUCAGUGCCCAACCUGCCAUACCUUACAAUAGCACGGACCAUACGUACACACGAUUUUGUGGAUCUUAUUCUGAACUUAAGGUGAAAGUCAGAUUUUUUUGAUUCCAUGAUGAUCUCCUCGAUUUUUCUAUCCGGCACUUUAUCUUCACGCUCGUUGACCAGUCUUCACUUAACCAAGUUUCCAGAUAGUUAAACUUCAAUCAUACGUUGACAAUAAAAACAAACAAUGACAAGAUGGAUUUUAAACUUCAUGCGCAGGAAAAUUUUAACCAGAAAACGUUGAAUCACUCAACUCUGGAUGUAAGAUGGUUUUUUGAUGGAAAGCUUCAUUUCUGUAAGCUGCAGAUGGAUUCACAACUACAAGAUUUGUUUGACGUGUGUACUGACAGUUUUGCAUGACAGUUCAGCUCAAAUGAAGAAGCAAUUGCUGAAACUGAAGUUAUUUGGAAGCAAAAGACAAAUCCUUUUACAAACACGGCAUCGAGAAGAAGUAUUGGAAUGAUUAUAUUGCCCUUGAAGGAGAUUAUAUCAAUAAAUGAAAUCGAUUUUUGAUAAAAA